Triticum turgidum subsp. durum (durum wheat) is the source of this 507-nucleotide messenger RNA. Lineage: Eukaryota; Viridiplantae; Streptophyta; Magnoliopsida; Poales; Poaceae. The record is from the annotation of a GenBank genome assembly.
AUGGCGAGCAGCUUCGCGCUGCUGCUGCUCCUCCUGGCGGCGGUCGCGUCCACGAUCGCCGAGCUGGACGAGAGGGAGCCGCACAUCGAUCCAGCGUCCACCAUCGCCGAGCUGUUGAAUGCGGCAGUCACGUCCACCACCGCCGAGCUCGAUGAUGUCGAGCCAGCCGACUGCGACGGCUACAGGACUUACAUCGUCAUGCUCGAGCCACUAGAAGGAGGCCAAGAUGCUGAUGUUGAUGCUGCCAGAGCGUGGCACCGCUCCUUCCUGCCAUCGUCGACGACGGCACAAGGCAAGCCGAGGCUGCUCUAUUCCUACCGGACCGUCUUCACCGGCUUCGCCGCGUGGCUGACGGAUGAGGAGCUCAAGGAGAAGGAGGUCUCCGCCAAGCCAGGCUUCGUCCGCUCCUUCGACAACAACAUCUACCGCGGGCAGAUGACGCCGACGCCGACGUCGGUGUCGUUCGUGGACCUGUCGAACCAUAUUGGGGAGUCCCCGGAUAACUGA